Dioscorea cayenensis subsp. rotundata (Guinea yam) is the source of this 970-nucleotide messenger RNA. RefSeq lists its product as uncharacterized. The coding region runs from base 153 to 872 and encodes 239 amino acids. NCBI's taxonomy places the organism in Eukaryota, Viridiplantae, Streptophyta, Magnoliopsida, Dioscoreales, Dioscoreaceae. The transcript has 2 exons. The record is from RefSeq and is a predicted model, not a curated record.
UGCUUGUAGUUCUGAAAGACUGAAACAUGUCCCUUCCCAAUUCCAUACUCUAUAAAUAGCCCUGAACUGAUUGUGUUAAUUUGUGUGUUGAGGUAGUGUACAUCUUUCUCUUCUAUCUAUAUACUCUUCAGAGAAAGUAAGAAACAAAGAAGAUGGAAUGGAGAAAGAGUUACUUAGAUUUAACACUGGUUCCAUUGGGUAUUCUAUUCUCCCUCUUGUACCAUGCAUGGCUCUGGCACAAGGUCAGAUCACAACCACUUGAUACAAUCAUUGGUAUUAAUUCUGCUGGAAGACGUCUCUGGGUGCUUGCCAUGUUCAAGGAUAAUGAGAAGAAGAACAUCCUGGCUGUGCAAACAAUACGGAACGCCAUAAUGGGUUCAACGUUAAUGGCGACAACAUCCAUCCUGCUGAGCUCCGGGCUGGCAGCCAUCAUCAGCAGCACGUACAGUGUGAAGCAGCCCAUAGGAGACUCAGUAUACGGUGCACACGGCGAGGCGGUGGUGGCUAUGAAAUAUGUUGUACUGCUGCUCUUCUUCCUGUUGGCCUUUCUCUGUUACUCUCUCUCCAUCAGGUUCAUGAACCAGGUUAACUUUUUGAUCAACGUGCCACUUGGUGACACGUGUCCAGUGAGCACUGAGUACGUUACAGAGCUGCUGGAGAGAGGGUUCAUGCUGAAUGCCAUGGGAAACAGGAUCUUCUAUGUUGCAAUGCCUCUUCUUCUUUGGAUUUUUGGGCCUGUUUUGGUCUUUCUAUCUUCUGCAACCAUGGUUCCUAUUUUGUAUAAUCUUGAUGUUGUGUAUGGGAAGGGAAAGGGAAAGGGAGAGGGAAAAGGAAGUAUGGUGGGGGAUGGACAUGGCUUCAUGCAAGCCUAGCAAAGUCAUGGUCAUGGAGGUUACUUGUAACUUGUAAGUGGUGGUGGUGGUGGUGGUGGUGGUGGAUGUCAUUAAAUUAUAAAUGCCUAGCUAGUUAA